This is a messenger RNA of Hyalella azteca, 721 nucleotides long. RefSeq lists its product as uncharacterized. The coding region runs from base 94 to 567 and encodes 157 amino acids. Gene Ontology annotation, molecular function: odorant binding. Lineage: Eukaryota; Metazoa; Arthropoda; Malacostraca; Amphipoda; Hyalellidae. The transcript is spliced from 6 exons. The record is from RefSeq and is a predicted model, not a curated record.
UAUCGUACAAAGUCACAGAAGUUCUAACAGCCUUUCGUUCGUGACGCGUUUUGCCUUAGCCUCAGACCGCUUUAAGCCUUUACGACUACCAACAUGAGGAUAUCUCUCGGUCUUGUCCUUCUUCUCACGGCAGGCUUUGCCUUCUCCGGUGUUGAAGGUGUAACUGCGUGUGCAAGGGCCUUAGUCAUCAUGUUGAGGAACACAGAGAAGGCAUCUGCCUCCAUUGAAUGCAAGUCGGAUCCAAAGGGAAGUGCUGCCUUGACUGCCCUCGCAGGUGAUCCUGUCUGCAAAAACUACAAGUUCACUGUCGGCGAUCAGAAGUGCGAAAUUCUCGCAGUUCCCUACAUGAAAUGUGUAGCUGGAAAACUUGGAAUCUUGAACGAUGAUGGCUCCAUCAACAACACGAAGAUCUUAGCUAAGUUCAAGUCUUACGCCACCAGCAAACCUGGCUGCGACGCACCCGAGUACGACUUCGGUGCGAAAAAAUGUGGCACUCAAAUCAACAACUACGCGUUCCUGAAGAAGGCUGCAUGCAUCGCCUCCUUUGCGAGCAAGUACACUGGGUGACCUGCACCAGCUGGUCCUCAUUCCUACAUCUGACUGGCGGCUUUGGAAUGUUCACAACAGGUUUAAAAAGUUUCGGAACACUUCAACAAUGGAUAUUUUUUUAUUAUUUCACCCAAGCUGUGCGAAAUAACUUACAAUACAUUAUCUGCAUGAA